GGAAAUCCCCGGUGUCCGCGGGCGGUAAAACAGAAAGGGAAAAAAGAGAACUGGCAGUCUGCAGCCUUCGUGGCGGCCAAGUGCGACAAGCUAGGAGGCCGUGGGGGCGGAGCGGCGAGAGCAGCCGCCGGGAGGACUGCAGUGGCAGCAGCAAGGGAGAUCCACACCCCCCGGCCGGCCCGCCGGAGAACUCGCCCGAACCAGGCGUCCAUGGGGAGCCGCCUCCACCCGGCCCCAACCCGAAUUGCGACCCCAACCUGCGGCGUACGCUUGUCCUAACCUGGACUUGGGAUUUCUGAAGAGGAUCGCGCGGACCCAAGAGGUAUUGGAGAGCACCAUGGCUGAGCAACUCCUUCCUCUGGCCUUGUAUUUGAGCAAUAUGCGGAAAGCCGUGAAGAUAAGAGAGAGGACACCAGCAGAUAUUUUUAAACCUACCAAUGGGAUCAUUCACCACUUUAAAUCCAUGCACCGAUACACGCUGGAAAUGUUCAGAACUUGCCAGUUUUGUCCACAGUUUCGGGAGAUCAUCCACAAUGCUCUCAUUGACAGAAACCUCCAGGCUUCCCUGGAAAGCCAGAAGAAGCUCAACUGGUGUCGAGAAGUCAGGAGGCUUGUGGCACUGAAGACCAAUGGUGACGGAAACUGCCUCAUGCACGCGGCUUCCCAGUACAUGUGGGGUGUUCAGGACACAGACUUGGUCCUGAGGAAGGCGCUCUUCAGCACCCUCAAGGAGACGGACACACGCAACUUUAAAUUCCGCUGGCAGCUGGAGUCUCUUAAGUCUCAGGAAUUCGUGGAAACUGGGCUUUGCUACGACACCCGGAAUUGGACCGAUGAGUGGGACAGCCUCGUCAAGAUGGCAUCCACGGACACACCCGCGGCCCGAGGUGGACUGCAGUAUCAUUCACUGGAAGAAAUACACAUAUUUGUCCUUUGCAACAUCCUCAGAAGGCCAAUCAUUGUCAUUUCAGACAAAAUGCUGAGAAGUUUGGAAUCAGGUUCCAAUUUUGCUCCUCUGAAGGUGGGUGGGAUUUAUCUGCCUCUGCACUGGCCUGCCCAGGAAUGCUACAGAUACCCCAUUGUGCUCGGCUAUGACAGCCAACACUUUGUACCCCUGGUGACCAUGAAGGACAGUGGACCUGAAAUCCGAGCUGUUCCACUUGUUAACAGAGAGCGAGGACGAUUUGAAGACUUAAAAGUUCACUUUUUGACAGAUCCUGAAAACGAGAUGAAGGAAAAGCUCCUGAAAGAAUACUUGAUGGUGGUAGAAAUCCCUGUUCAAGGCUGGGACCAUGGUACCACCCAUUUAAUUAAUGCUGCAAAGUUGGAUGAAGCUAACUUACCCAAAGAAAUAAACCUGGUAGAUGAUUACUUUGAACUUGUCCAGCACGAAUACAAGAAGUGGCAGGAAAACAGUGAGCAGGGACGGAGAAACACGCACCCCCAGAAUCCUCUGGACCCUUCCAUCCCCCAGCUUUCUCUCAUGGACAUCAAAUGUGAGACACCCAACUGCCCAUUCUUCAUGUCCGUGAACACCCAGCCUUUGUGCCACGAGUGCUCAGAAAGGCGGCAGAAGAACCAAACGAAAGUCCCAAAGCCCACCUCCAAGCCGGGUCCCGAGCUGCUCCCCGGCCUGGUGCUUGGGACCUCCCGGGGGGAGGUCUGGAGUCCCGCGGAGCCCGCCGGAGGCCCCCACUCAGCCCCUCCGACGGCACCCAGCCUCUUCCUGUUCAGCGAGACCACGGCCAUGAAGUGCAGGAGCCCUGGCUGCCCCUUUACCCUCAACAUGCAGCACAACGGCUUCUGCGAGCGAUGCCACAACGCCCGGCAGCUGCCAGCAGGCCGCCCCGCGGACCCCGCACGGCUUCCCGACCCGGGCAAGUGCCGAGCCUGCCUCCAGGAUGUCACCAGGACGUUUAAUGGCAUCUGCAGUACUUGCCUUAAAAGGACUACAGCCGAGGCCGCCCCGAACCUCAGCUCCAGCGGCUCCCUGUCCUUCCACCAGCGCUCCAAGUCCGACCCCUCGCAGCUGGCCCAGAGCUUGUCCCCACAUGCCUGCCGCAGAGCCGGGCCUGAGGCACCCGCCGGUCACCACUCCCCGGCCACACGGACUCCAGGGGAAAGGAUGGGGACCAGUAAGUGCAGGAAAGCGGGCUGCGUGUACUUUGGGACCCCAGAGAACAAAGGCUUUUGCACACUGUGUUUCAUCGAGUACAGAGAAAAUAAACAUUUAGUCGCUGCCCCUGGGAAAGCCAGUCCCACAGCCUCCAGGUUCCAGAAUGCAGUCCCCUGCCUGGGCAGGGAAUGUGGCGCCCUUGGUAGCACCGUGUUUGAAGGAUACUGUCAGAAGUGUUUCAUUGAAGCUCAGAAUCAGAGAUUCCAUGAAGCAAAAAGGACUGAAGAGCAGCUGAGGUCAAGCCAGCGCAGAGACUUGCCCCGAGCCUCACAGAGCGCCUCCAGGCCCAAGUGCGCACAGGCCACCUGCCGGAAUGUGCUGGCCUGCUGCAGCCAGGAGCUCUGCAUGGAGUGCCAGCACCUCGGCCAGCGAGUGGGCACCAGUGCCCGCCGGCCAGAGCACAGCCCCGAGGAGCCCCCCACGCCGCGCUGCCGGGCCCCCGCCUGCGACCACUUCGGCAACGCCAAGUGCAACGGCUACUGCAACGAGUGCUUUCAGUUCAAGCAGAUGUACGGCUAACCCGACCCAGGGGGCCAGCCCCAGGCCCCGAGGGGCCUAGAGCCUUAGCCCGCGGGGUGCCAUCCUCUCUCGGCGCCGCUCCCGAAGGCCCUACCCUGCAGGGUGGGCCUGGCUGGCUGUGAGCGGGGACGAAAGAAGCGCUCCGGUCUCCGGCCAGGAAUCUGAGCAAAGCGUGUGACGGGCCACGGGUUGCGCGGGGUCAGCCCGGAGCCGCUGCUCCUCCAACCCUUCCAAGCAGAAGGCUGGGAACCUCCGAGCCAGGACUGCCCCACCGUCUUCAGAGAAAAGGGAAAAGACGCAGGGUCCGGCUGGACUGGGGAACCCAGGGCCAGUCCCCUGCCGUCCCUCAGCGUCUCUCGGAGACGGGGAGCUGAGGCUCCGGGGCCUGCAGGCCCUCUGCGGGAAACUCAGGAAGCUCGGGGAGCGCGGACAGACUCAGCAUCAGCCGGCCGCGGCUUCUCCCCACCGGCCUCAUUCUCUCCCACUGACACGGCAGAAGCAGAACCAUCCAGACUGUGAUGCUGAGGCUGAACACGUUCAUAAAAAAAAGCAAACCAGCUGCUCUUCACAAUAGGCACCUUUCAAGACUCAGAACAUGUUAGCGGGCAGAUGGGCAACUCUUGGUUACCGCUGUCUUUACUUCUAAAGUUAACUCAAACUGAGGUGUGCAUACUGUUGUGUACAUAUAUCACGGCCCCUUAUAUUCUGUAUGAGGGGAUUUUUUUUUUUUUUGGUCAUGUUGAGAUGCUGCCCUAGAAGUUUUAAGAGGACUGACUAAUAAUAAUAACCUAUUUUCUGGUUGUUUUUGGGGCGGGCACCUCUCAUAGACACAGCUUGCAUGAACUCCACCAGCUGCUCUGUGAAAUGGAAAUUCCUGUGUAAAUCACUUUAUUUAUUUUAUUACAAACUUUAAGGUUAUUUAAGUGAAGAUGUUUCUUCUGGUCUUCAGAAAAUGCUGUGGUGUCCUCUUGAGAUAACAUAAGACUGACUAUCAGAGGCAGGCAAGUUCCUGAUCACGGUGGGGGAGUCGGCCUUCUCCGUGCACUUUGCUUGGCUUCCCUAGGAAAGAAACAGUCUCUUCCACAGUAAAUCCAUUAAAAUCUCACGCUUUCUGGUGAGACUUUUGGCCAGAGCCACUUCCCAGCCCUUCAGUGAGAAGCCAUUCUCCACAGUGUAUAAAGGGUUCUGUGUAUCCUACCUCCUCAGACAGAUAGUGGGGAAGGAGCAGGGGUGAGAUCGGGGAAGGUCACGGGGAAGGACGUUGCCUUUGACGAAGGGUUUGUUUGCUGUGUUCACGCUGUGUCCUGGGGUGCGGGGCGCUGACCUUGCAGCCAGCUUCGCAUUGGAGCAGCACAACCUUGGAACCAGGAGGAUGAGGAAACCUCUCUGUCCUUGGCCUGCAGCCUCUCUCUGUGUUUUAUGUUACUGUCAUACUUGUGCUAGAAAAGAAAGAAAAAAAAAGGGAAACACAUUGUCCCAGAGGUAAAGGCUGCUAUUUUUCUUGUUGUUGGUCUGGACUUAUGACCUGGAAAUCUUGGCAACCUGUACCUAAUGCCCCACAGCCUUUGCUGGUCUGAUGUGAUGUGUUUUCCUCUUGAGAAUCCAUACACCUUUUCCCUGGGCAUAUCCCUUUAUGUCUUUCUAAAGAUUUCAAAUAAACGUCAGUGUUUUCAUUUAGUUCUUUUAAAGUUUCUAUUUUAAUAUUUUAUGUGUAUCAAUAUUUUCAUUCUUAAUGUGAAUAAGUGGAAUUAUUUAUGCUUAUUAUACAAAACAUUUGAAAUUUGCACAUUGAAUUGUCUCUAAUAGAAAACCAUUGACUCUCCUCUAUUGGCUUUCUUCAAGUUUUCCUAAAUUUAAAUGUAACUUUCAUGGAAGUCAAGAUUAAAAAUUAAAUUAUUUAAG
This is a messenger RNA of Dama dama (fallow deer), 4597 nucleotides long. It is a transcript of the gene TNFAIP3, whose product is annotated as TNF alpha induced protein 3. The transcript is spliced from 9 exons. Gene Ontology annotation, cellular component: cytoplasm; nucleus. The record is from RefSeq and is a predicted model, not a curated record. Gene Ontology annotation, biological process: cytoskeleton organization; positive regulation of Wnt signaling pathway; cell migration. Lineage: Eukaryota; Metazoa; Chordata; Mammalia; Artiodactyla; Cervidae. The coding region runs from base 338 to 2695 and encodes 785 amino acids. Gene Ontology annotation, molecular function: zinc ion binding; K63-linked polyubiquitin modification-dependent protein binding; DNA binding.